UCAGUGAGAGUGGUACAGUGCCUCCCUUGUCCUCUUUUGUCCUCUUUGUCCUCUUCCCCCGUGUGAGUAAGAGGCGGAGGAGUGGAGGAAACGGAGGGAGAGUUGGAGGGAGUUCUGACGUUUUAGGAGGAGGAGGAGAACUUGAGAGUGGAGAGAAAAGAGAGAGGAGUGGUGGCUUGCUUUCAUUCUCUCUCUUUCUCCUUUUAUCUCCUUCUCUCUUUCUUCCUCGUGAGUGAAGGACUUGAAGGAGGCGUGUGGAGGUCCUUAGCAAACCUCGAAGGAGCGCUGAAGGAUCCCUGUCAAGAGUGAAGGAAGGAAAGGAAGGAAUUCACGCGUCUUGCCUUCCUCAAACUUGAAACUUCGCGAGAUUUUGGAAAGGAGACCAAGAGAGUUUCGGUGAGCAAAAAUUUGAAGAGCAAGUAUUGAAAGCAAGAUUCUGAAGAGCAAGUUUGGCUGAGCAAGAAAGUUUCGUUGAGCAAAAUUCAAUUGGUGAGAUUCGAAGAGCAAGAGUUAAAAGCAAGAUUCUGAAGAGCAAGAUUUGGACGUGAAAGAUUCAGACAGCAAGACCAACAUAGCGAUUUCUGAAGAGCGGAAAUUAGAAUACGAGUUUGAGAGCAAGAUUGACAGAGCAAGACCAAAUUUUCAAGAGCAAGAUUCGUGUAGCAAGACUGGAAAAGGAAGACUGAUUGAGUAAGAUUGAGCAAGGAAGAUUUUUGAAGACCAAGAAAUUCUAAGGGUGAAACUCGAAGCAAAGAAGAAGGAAGAGGAAGAGGAAGAGGAGGCAGCAGGUCACCUUCGACACCUCAGCCUCCAAGCAGGUCACUCUUGAAGAGAUAUCGCCUUGACCAGAAGUGAAAAAUGCCCUUCAGACUGAACCCCAGCAGGAUGUUCAAUGCCGUGGCUAUUGUGUCCGCCCUCCACCUGCUGUCCGAGGGUCACCCCACGGAGUCCACGACACAUCUCACCCUGGACGUUAGUGUGAGCGGGAUCGGCGCCCCUACCGAAGCCUCGCAAGGGGAUGAGGUCAUUGCUUCCCUCCCGGCUUGUGACAACGGCAAAGGUGUAGUGCGUUACGAGAGGCUUCCCAACACUGUGGUAGAAGGCAACCCCAUUCAGGAAGAUGUGGUUCGCCUCAAGACUCCCUCCUCCGCCGACGUGCUGAACCAAUGCGUGGGUCGGUGUCUGCAGGACGAGACGGCGCUGGGCUUCCGGAGUCAGUGCACGAUGUUCGAUUACUACCCCGGACGGCGGAUCAACACUUACAGCACCGCAGACAACCGCUUCACCGAGACCAAGUGCCGGCUCUCCCGCCUGCCUAAUCAGUUCGCCAAGAUUGACUACAGAGAUGACCCCGUUAGCAUCCACUUCAGGGAGGUCUGCUUUUCGGCCUCGGUGGUGAAGGCGGAGUGCCCCUCGAGCCUCUACGUGAUGGAGCGUCUCAGAAAAAUGAAGUUCGAGGCCUCGGACCUACUCGAAGUGCCGGCCCGGACCAUUGAGGAGUGUGAGGACAAGUGUCUCAGCCAGUACUCAGACGACCCACACAACACCGAUAGGACGUGCAGGAGCGGCCACUUCGACUCCCGCCGCCGUCUCUGCUACCACUCCGGCUUCACGCGGCGCACCCACCCCAAGCUGCUCACGGCGGACGAUGAUUUUGACUACUUCGAGAACACGUGCCUGACUAAGGACCGCCGGUGCCCCAAGAACAAGCUUUUCUUCAUGAAGGCGGAGGACACGGAGCUCUUCGGCGCCUACGACAAGGAGAUGCACCAGGACCUUACGCUGUACGAGUGCGCCGACAAGUGCCUCGACAGCGUGAACAUCUUCUGCAGGAGCUUCGUGUAUGAGCCUUUCACCCGACGAUGCGAACUCAGCGGCGAGGACAGAAUCAGCAAGCCCAAGUUGGUCCGAAACUCGACUUCCAGCCAGAAAACGGAGUACUACGAGCUCUUCUGCAUGAAUGGAGAUAAGGUCCAAGGUAACUAUGUGUUCGAUGACUCUGACACGCAGCAACUCAACCAGCGCCGAUACCGAGACGUGCGAACCGCCUUCCAGAUGUACCGUAACACCCGCCUCGACCUCGGCUCAGGGUUCCGCCAGUUCAAGGACGUCCCUGGCAGACUCACAUUGGCGGAGUGUCUGGACGCGUGUUUAGAAGAGACGGCCUUUGUGUGUCGCUCCGUCAUGCACUCCGACAAGUACGACUCCUGCAAGCUGGCGAAGUACGACAGGCUCAACGGCCAGCCUGUCUACGACGCCGACUACAGCUACUUCGAGAACCUGAUGGAGAACCUGGUGGCGGAGAGGCAACUGACUGCCGGAUCAGCGGACGUCGCCGUCACCGAAGCGCGCGGAGGAACCAACGACACGGAGCCCCCCACAUCCUUACUGGGGGAGGAGGAGGGGCGGAGGGAGGAGGAGGAGGGUGGAAGAGGCCCCUCCAUCCCCUCCACCAGCACCAACCACCGGGGACCUUCACAUCUCUUCCCUAACGACGAGCGAAGCGGAGGACCCAACGACCGCUUCUUCGCCGGACGAGGAGGCGGCGUAGGAGGCGUCGGAGGAGGCGUAGGACCCGUCGGAGGAGGCACCACGGAUAGAUUCGGUUCAGGAAGAGUCAAUGACCGCUUUGGAGGGCCAGGAACAGCAGGAGGGGCAGCAGGAGGCGCGGCAGGAGGGCCAGGAACAGGGCCAUUUGGAAUUGACAGAACUGAUGACCGGGCCUUUGACAGAGCGCCAGGUGUGCCCUUCGGAGGCACCUUCAACGACCGAUUCCGCCCAUCCACCGCCCUUGAGGAACGCCCCCCUGGACGCUUCUUCCCCGCCAACGACAGGGAGGUGGCAGGGGACCGCGCCGCCGUCAGUAGGAGCUUCGGCAGGCAGAAUCCCGUCGGCGGAGGCAUCCUAGGCACUCCCGGAGACCUUGUGCCCGCCGGAGAAGGUAACAGCAUCACAGGAACCAACCAGGGUCUCACGGGCGGCAGGAACCCACCCGCGCCCUUCCCCGGAGGACCCAUCGGGGGAGGAGUGGGCGGAGGGACUGGGAGCUUCGGCGGGGGGCUGGGAGGAGCGGGCGGUGGGUUUGGUGGCGGCCCUGGACUUGGUGGUUUUGGUGGAUCAGGGGGCGGCUUUGGUGGAGCAGGAGGUGGAGGUUUUGGGGGUUCAGGAGGUGGGUUUGGGGGAGGUGGGUUCGGCGGAGUGGGUUCCUCGAGGUGCCAGGACUCGGAGAACUUCGAACCCGUGGGCACGAGGCUGAGGCUGCGGGCGACCUAUAUCCGGGACUUCGAGACGGUGGACAGCCUGAGCGAGUGCAAGAGAAAGUGCUUGAGCGAGCGGACGUACACCUGUCUCAGCUUUAAUUACAGGUACGGCACGACCAGGGACAAUUGUGAGCUGUCAGACGAAAGCACGUACACGAUUCUACGCCUCAACAACCCCUCGCACUUUGAGACCGAAGGAAGUUCAGACUACUACGAACGAGGCGCCGGCGGUGAUGGCUCUCGCUGCCUGGACGUCACCCAGCAGUGUUACGAGGACGGGAUGGAGUUCUCGCUGCGCACGGAGGAGCCUUUCAGGGGACGUAUCUACACCUACGGUUACUAUGAUCGCUGUUACACGCGCGGCUCCGGGGGCCUCAACACCGUACUCAAGAUAUCCGGGGCCAGGGGCGUGCCGGACUGCGGAACCAUCAGGUACGGAGACACCACCACCAACAUUGUCGUGGUCCAGUUCGCCGACAACGUGCAGACCGCGAUGGACAAGCGAUACAACCUGACCUGUACCGUGGUAGGACCGGGCGAAGCCGUGGUCACCUCUGGCUACAUCGGCGCCGGCUCAGGCGCGCCAACCCCCAUCGAAUACCUGCCCGCCGAGAACCAGCUUCAGUCCCGUGUGAGGCUUCAGAUCCUGUACAACGGCCGCCCCACCACCACCAUUGCCGUCGGAGACCCGCUCACCUUCCGUCUGGAGAGUCAACGCGGCUUUAACCUCGUCUCGGAUAUCUUCGCGACGGACGUGGUGGCGAAGGACCCGUACUCAGGCCGAAGCGUGGAGCUCAUUGACAGUCGAGGAUGCCCUCUCGACAACUACGUGUUCCCGGCGCUGGGCAAGGGGCGUGACGGGGACGGUUUGGAGGCGAGGUUCAACGCCUUCAAGAUACCCGAGUCCAACUACCUGAUCUUCGAGGCAACCGUCAGGACCUGCAGAAGGGGAUGCCAGCCGGCCCUGUGCUCCAUCGGGUCAGGUCGAGAGGACGUGCCUUCCUACGGGCGGCGGAAGAGGAGGGACGCCGAGGACCCGUCAGGAGGCGAGGAUGACGAUGACGACGACGACGAGGAGGGCCAGGUGCACGGGAUAUACGAGGUCUUCCUCUCCCGCGAAGAAAUCACCGAGGAGGAGGCUGCCGUGGCCCUUCUGGAGGAGAUCUGCGUGGCCCCGGCAGAGUACUACACGCUGGUGGCGGCUCUGGCGGUGACGGUGGUGUGCCUGGUGGGGACCGUCGCGAUGGCUUAUAUGUGCCUGAGGCGCGGCCGGCAUCAGCUUGAGGAGAAGAAUGCCCAAGCAGACGCCGGGAACCCUUACCAGCAGGAGGCCCCCGCUAAGAGCCGCUUCCCCUUCCCCGGCUCCCACGCCCGGACCCUCACCCAACCAGCCAGGCAGGUCUACUUCCCCGGGGGCCCCACAGCCAGCGCGCCCCAGGGGGAGGACGGGGCCGCUACUUCCUCCCGCUUUCCCGACCCUUCUGAGCCCAUCUACACGGACCCAGCGCUCUUUGAAAGGUCGAGCAACGAUGGACCGAAACAGAGACGCUUCGGGGACGGACAGGAGUGUUGACGAGGAGGAAGAGGAAGAGGAGGAGGAGGAAGGAGGAGGAUUAGAAGUGUUGAAAUCAUUUAAUAAGGAAGAGCAGAGAAGGAAGAAGAAGAUUAGGAGGAAGAGGAAGGAUAUUAGUACAGAAAGCUUGUACGAAGAGGAGGAGGAGGAGGAGGAGGAAGAAGAGGAUGGUACAAUCAAGUUAUAAUGAUGGUAAGGAGGAAUUAGAGGAAGAAGGAGGAGGAGGAGGAGGAGGAGUGAUGAUAAUGACGCUAAGGAGGAGGAGGAGGAGGAAGACGAAGAAGAGGAAGAGGAAGAGGAAGAGGAUAAAAAGGAAGAAGGAAAACAAGAAAAAAACAAUGACGGUCUUUUAAAAUUUGUCUUCAGAAAAUAAGAAAAAAUUAAAACAACUAGAAAAUAAAAUGAAUAAAAAAUACAUUAAAAAAAUCAGAAAAUGCCACAAAUGUCUUUUUAAAUGCCGUCAAAUGAGCUUCCAAAAAUAAACAAAAGGAAAGGAAAAUGCUGAAAAAAUAUAGCGAGCCUCCAAGCGGUCAAAUGAGAAACUAUACAUUACUCCAAACGGUCAAAUGAGAAUCCAAAUUACUCCUCGCAGUCAAAUAAGGAACUGAAUCACUCCAAACGGUCAAAUGAGAAACUAUACACUAUUCCAAACGGUCAAAUGAGAAUCCAAAUUACUCCUAGCGGUCAAAUGAGGAACUGAAUCACUCCAAACGGUCAAAUGAGGAACCAAAUCACUCGGAAAACGGUCAAAUCUACACCUCAUUAGCCUCAUACAGUCAAAUCAGCUCCAAAAAAAACAAAAACGUAACGAAAAAUUGAAAAAAAUACCACAAACAUCACUUUUUUUCUUCUCUUUUCUGAUGUAAUAUUUUAAGUAAUAGUUUUUAAGGGCCUCGUAAUCUUUAAGGAAUAUCUCUUUUUGUAUCGCCAAAGAUUAGAAAAGGCGGGAAAUUUGAAUUCUUGGGCGGCGUUCAAAUGGCCACUGAGAGAGAGAGAGAGAGAGAGAGAGAGAGCGUAAAUAACCUUCCCAAACUACCAUCAAUAUCACAUCUCCUCAGUCGUAAUUUGAACUCCCCCCGACGGUCUAAUUUUCCCCUAA
Messenger RNA from Eriocheir sinensis (Chinese mitten crab), 5932 nucleotides. RefSeq lists its product as uncharacterized. The coding region runs from base 859 to 4833 and encodes 1324 amino acids. NCBI's taxonomy places the organism in Eukaryota, Metazoa, Arthropoda, Malacostraca, Decapoda, Varunidae. The transcript has 22 exons. The record is from RefSeq and is a predicted model, not a curated record.